This is a messenger RNA of Lactuca virosa, 552 nucleotides long. NCBI's taxonomy places the organism in Eukaryota, Viridiplantae, Streptophyta, Magnoliopsida, Asterales, Asteraceae. The record is from the annotation of a GenBank genome assembly.
AUGGUGUUGGGUGUUUGUGUUUUGGCUGGUCUUAGGUUACUCACGCUGCCUUUUGUUCGUGGCAAUUUGCUGCAGUUCUCUCUACAAUCUUCUGUAAUCAUGUCGUCCAUAAUUCUUUCUACACCAUCCAUGUUUAGAACUGCACCUCAAAGCUGCAUUCCACCUUCUGCUACAUCACUUCCAAAACUCCAAUCAUGUCUUCCAUCACUAAAGAGCAUCUCAAAAGCUUUUGGAUUGAAAUCCAGCCAAUUUUCAAGGACAACUGCCAUGGCUACAUACAAGGUGAAGCUCAUCGGACCAGAUGGUGAUGAAAACGAAUUUGAUGCACCUGAUGAUUGCUACAUCCUUGAUUCUGCUGAAAGUGCAGGGGUUGAGCUUCCAUAUUCGUGUAGAGCAGGUGCUUGUUCCACGUGUGCUGGAAAGAUAGUUGCAGGUUCUGUUGAUCAAUCCGAUGGAUCAUUUCUUGAUGAUAAUCAAAUGAAGGAAGAUCCGAUUUUUGAGGGAAAGAUGUUGGCAGUGUUAACACCGAUGGUUGGCAGUGACGAUGAUUGA